UUCACAAAGCGAAGGUGAAUUGUGCAAUGCCUCGAUACAAAGACGAGCCUCCUGCAGUCCGUGUUUACACUGUUUGCGAUGAAUCCAAAUAUUUGAUUGUGAGGAAUGUUCCGGCGUUGGGUUGUGGUGAUCAGCUCUCUCAACUAUUCUCCACUUACGGAGAAAUUGAAGAAUGUAAACCAAUGGAUGCUGAAGAUUGUGAGCCAUUUACAGACGUCUUCUGGAUCAGGUUUUGCCGGGUUGACAAUGCCAGAUUUGCCAAAAGGAAACUGGACGAGUCUGUUUUCCUAGGAAAAAAACUACAGGUUUCUUAUGCACCUCAAUUUGAGAGUCUGCACGAGACGAAGGAGAAGUUAGAAGCAAGGAGAAAGGAGGUUUUAGCACGAUUAAACCCUGGAAGGUCGAAAGGAUCUGCCACAUAUCGGCCAGAUAUGAUUGGUGGGCCCUCAAUAACUCCCUCUCCAGCCCAGUUGAAUUCUACCACACAAUCAAUUGGCUCUAAUAAUAGGCAGAGCUCGAGUUCUCAGUGUAAUUCUGUUCAUGACAUGCAGUGUUCUCCCAUAACAAUGGUUUCUUCAGACAAGGAAUACUUUCCUUCACAAUCUAUGAAUCAAACUGUUAAGCUGGUCAGAGAUAAACUAAAUAAGAUACAAUCCAGUGCGGACCAUUUAGAAGAACCAUCCAAGCGAAAACGAGUUGAUAAUAGGAGACGGAUAUAAAUCCUAUGCAGGUUUUGACAAGAGUAUAUGGCUAUGGAUUUAGUGUUCCCCCCAGAAUAUAUCAAAAUCUUUCUAUAGUUUCUUUUCCAUUCAGUAACACCACCUCUUCCUGGAAAAUCAUCCCUUGAUGCUGAAUCUGUAAACCAAUACUUUUUCUGGGUUCUAGUCCAUGGUAUCCAGAAUCUCUUCUGACUUCUUCACUAACUGGCCUCUGGGUAUCAACAAAAAUGAUGCCGUUCUUAUUUUAGCUCCCAAGUCUAUCCAAUUUCUUCUUUGUUUCUUCGAUGUUAUUACCAUAGAUUCAAUCACUAUAACUGAUAAUCCUAUGUAUACAGUUUUCAGAAUUUUCCAAGCAAGUUAAAGAUUGAAACCCAGGCUUAUUAUCACUGUUCCUGAAUUGCUUGAUAAGGUCAAUGGGUUUAAAUUGUGUAGUUUGCUUUUCUGUCACCAGAAAAAUUCUAAUUUGAGCGUUGCAACAUUUAAUGAUCUAGUUGAUAAAGCAGGGUACAUGAAUUGCGACAACUGUGGGAUAGAGCGAAGUGACAUUGCAGCA
Molecule: messenger RNA, 1272 nt
Organism: Solanum verrucosum
Lineage: Eukaryota; Viridiplantae; Streptophyta; Magnoliopsida; Solanales; Solanaceae
Exons: 8
Coding region: 27-719 (230 amino acids)
Cellular component (GO): nucleoplasm
Molecular function (GO): RNA binding
Source: RefSeq, a predicted model, not a curated record